Molecule: messenger RNA, 3291 nt
Organism: Esox lucius (northern pike)
Lineage: Eukaryota; Metazoa; Chordata; Actinopteri; Esociformes; Esocidae
Gene: sec23b
Product: SEC23 homolog B, coat complex II component
Exons: 17
Coding region: 159-2459 (766 amino acids)
Biological process (GO): COPII-coated vesicle cargo loading; intracellular protein transport; COPII-coated vesicle budding
Cellular component (GO): endoplasmic reticulum exit site; COPII vesicle coat
Molecular function (GO): GTPase activator activity; zinc ion binding
Source: RefSeq, a predicted model, not a curated record
UAGUAACACGUCAUUCUACUGGAGUCGCCCAACCUCUUCUCGGUCUCAUUUCUGGUGUCCAUUGGGAUUUCUUUCUCAAAUGCUGAUAAGAAUUUAUGUAUAACAGCCUAACAUUUUCUUUCAUCUGGAUUUCCCACUGGAUCUGAAUUAAAGUUGCGAUGGCAACGUACCAGGAGUUUAUCCAGCAGAAUGAGGAUCGGGACGGCGUGCGUUUCAGCUGGAACCUGUGGCCGUCGAGCCGGCUGGAGGCGACCCGGCUGGUGGUGCCCGUCUCGUGCCUCUUCACCCCGCUGAAAGAGAGGCCGGACCUGCCGCCGGUGCAGUACGAGCCGGUCCUCUGCAGCAGGGCCAACUGCAAGGCCGUCCUUAACCCUCUGUGUCAAGUUGACUUCCGAGCCAAAAUAUGGGCGUGCAACUUCUGCUUCCAGAGAAACCCGUUUCCUCCGUCAUACGCCGGCAUAUCGGACGUUAACCAGCCGGCUGAACUCAUGCCGCAGUUCUCCACAAUUGAGUAUAUAGUACAGCGUGGCCCCCCGACCCCUCUCAUCUUCCUGUACGUGGUGGACACGUGCCUGGAGGAGGAGGACCUGCAGGCGCUGAGGGAGUCCCUCCAGAUGUCCCUGUCCCUGCUGCCGCCCAACGCCCUGGUGGGCCUCAUCACCUUCGGACGCAUGGUGCAGGUCCACGAGUUGAGCUGCGAGGGCAUCGCCAAGAGCUAUGUGUUCCGCGGCACCAAGGAGCUGUCGGCCAAGCAGAUCCAGGAAAUGCUGGGCCUGAUGAAGCCAGCCGCCUCGGGCCCCCAGGGCCGUCCCGUGGCCCCUCAGGACCCAUCCGCCACCUGUAGGUUCCUGCAACCCGUCCAUAAGGUGGACAUGAACCUGACGGACCUGUUGGGAGAGCUCCAGAGGGACCCGUGGCCUGUUCCUCAGGGGAAGAGGCCGCUACGCUCCACUGGGAUCGCCAUGUCCAUCGCCGUGGGCCUACUGGAGGGAACAUACCCCAACACAGGGGCCCGCGUGAUGCUGUUCACCGGGGGGCCCCCGACCCAGGGCCCCGGCAUGGUGGUGGGAGACGAACUCAAGACCCCCAUUCGCUCCUGGCAUGACAUCACCAAGGACAACGCCCGCCAUCUGAAAAAAGCCACCAAGUACUACGAGGCCUUGGCCAGCCGCGCUGCUGUCAACGGCCACAGCAUUGACAUCUACGCAUGUGCUCUCGAUCAGACCGGACUGCUGGAGAUGAAAUGUCUGUCCAACCUUACUGGAGGCCACAUAUCAAUGGGUGACUCGUUCAACACAUCUCUGUUCAAGCAGACUUUCCAGAGGGUCUUCAGUAAAGACUACAAUGGGGAUUUCCGCAUGGCUUUUGGGGGCACGUUGGAAGUCAAGACAUCCAGGGAGCUGAAGGUGUCCGGAGCAAUCGGGCCUUGUGUCUCCCUCAACGCCAAGGGACCUUGUGUUUCAGAGAACGAGCUGGGUGUCGGGGGUACGACCCAGUGGAAAAUCUGCGGCCUCAGUCCUUCCACCACAUUGGCCUUAUACUUUGAAGUGGUCAAUCAGCACAACGCCCCCAUCCCGCAGGGAGGUCGAGGAGCCAUCCAGUUCGUCACCCAGUACCAACACUCCAAUACUCAGAAGAGGAUCAGGGUCACCACCAUAGCCAGGAACUGGGCCGACGCCCAGUCCCAGAUCCAGCACAUCGAGUCGUCUUUCGACCAGGAGGCCUCGGCCGUCAUCAUGGCCAGGCUGGGAGUGUUCAGGGCGGAGUCAGAAGAUGGGCCGGACGUCCUGCGCUGGCUCGACAGACAGCUGAUCCGGCUGUGUCAGAAAUUCGGUCAGUUCAACAAAGAUGACCCCACCUCCUUCAAGCUGUCGGAGUCCCUGUCACUCUAUCCACAGUUCAUGUUCCACCUGCGACGGUCGCCUUUCCUGCAGGUGUUCAACAACAGCCCGGACGAGUGCUCCUACUACAGGCACCACUUUGUCCGUCAGGACCUCACCCAGUCCCUCAUCAUGAUCCAGCCCAUCCUGUACUCGUACUCCUUCCACGGGCCACCAGAGCCUGUUCUCCUGGACAGUGGUAGUAUCCUGCCAGACCGGAUCCUUCUCAUGGACACCUUCUUCCAACUGGUCAUCUAUCACGGAGAGACCAUCGCCCAGUGGCGGAAGGCGGGUUACCAGGAGCAGCCGGAGUACGAGAACUUCAAGCAUCUGCUGGUAGCGCCCCUGGAUGACGCCCAGGAGAUUCUGCAGAACCGGUUUCCCAUGCCCCGCUACAUCGACACGGAGCACGGAGGGUCACAGGCGCGCUUUCUCCUGUCCAAGGUCAACCCCUCCCAGACGCACAACAACCUCUACGCCUGGGGGCAGGAGACGGGAGCCCCCAUCCUCACCGAUGACGUCAGUCUACAGGUGUUCAUGGACCACCUGAAGAAGCUGGCGGUGUCCAGCGCCGCUUGAAUCCCCCUCCCCCUGGUACCGAAACCGCAGCUUUCUAACCAGACAGAAAUAUCAGCAAUUCUGUUUCGUGUCUGGCUGACGAGGCGACCGAAGUGAAGGACGCUAAAGGAGAUAGUCAAGGAGCGGGAGAGCCAUUCAUAUAAGGACCUAUACAUUUCACUUGGUUUUAAACCCAAAAUGUUAUGAUUCCCAGGUUCAUGUUUCCAGAAUUUUUCAACCCUAAAAUUGUGACAUACAAUAACUUCUCCCCGUUACUGGAAAAGCCAAACUCGAUUGAGGGGAAGAUAUUCAUAAAUUCUUACAUUCCCUCAUACUAGGAAAAACUAUUAUCAUUAUUGGGCAAAGGAUUAUAAUUAGUUUACUUGUUUGUCUGUGCUAACUAGCUACUGUAGCAGUUUGGUCAGUUUAGGCUGCUCAAUAUCAUGAUGCUUUUAACUAUUUAAAUACUGUAUGUGCUUCAUUUUGUCCCUGUCUAGUUUGUUUUCCACGAAAAUACCCCUCAAAAUGUGGGAUACAUAAUGUUUUGAGUGAAUGCAAGUCUAUAGAGCUACUCUUAAUACUUGUUAAUACAGAAAGACUUGACAUUCAAUGAAGAACAUUGCUAUUCUAUUAAAUACCACAUUCCUAUUUUUAGCCUAGUCUGACUGCUUUUUCCAUUCUUCUAUUUCUUCUGUCAUCAGGCAUUUUGUACUACUUCCUCCCAUCAUGACUGUUCCUUUACCUGUUUACAUGGUCUCUUCCUGAUGUUAACACUUGUACUUACUGUAAAAAGGGAAUGUUAAUUAAUUGAUUUCUUAAUGCUAUGCAUAUAAAGUAUUUCAAGACAACCAUA